AUGGCCGCCGGCCAGCAAGCAGUCUCCUUCAAUGAGAUCAUUAAAGCUGAUCGCCAAAAGAGAAAGAAUGAAGAACUAGCCAACAGCAUCCUGGGGAAGAACCGAAGGACGAGCGCUCCGGGCGCCGGUAACAACAAGGCGCAAACUGCGACACAAGGGAGUCUGGCAAGUCGGAUCGGCGUAGCCAAGCGUUCUGCACCUGCCCCCUCCAAGCCUAAAAAGGUCAUCCGGACGCCGUCUGCACCAGCACGAGUCACCGCUUCGAACGCGAAACCCGGAAAGAAGCGUCGCCCCGAUGAAGAUCGCUUGAUGUCUGCUUUGAACCCCGCUAGUGGACAAGCAACAGUUCGCGAUGGCCCUGUCGGCCUUUCCAUCAAGGGCGCAGGGUCGGGACCGUUUGUCGUUGUCGGAAGCAAUUUCGCACCGGGCACUACCGCUGCAGAUAUUCAGUCGGCUUUGGAGCCUGUGACGGGAAAUAUCUUGCGUUGUUGGGUUACCUCGCAGCAUCCUACGGUUUCUGCAGAGGUCACGUUUGCAGAAAAGUGGGCAGCGGAGAGUGCGAUUGCCAAUUUCCACAACCAGAGGGCGGAUGGCAGAAUCCUGUCGAUGCGAAUGAAGUCAGGCAGCGCCGGUUCCCAGGGCCAGGAUUUAUUCGAGCGUUCUGCGGGCGCCCAAAACUCUUUCAGCGAUCUUCGAGAACAAGAAAACCGUAAGCGCUUGUUACAUCGUGGAGCGGAUCCUGCUGUUCAAGACGGAAGCUAUGGGUUCGGCGGCCAGAACCAAGCAACCGGUCGCGAUGAUGCCUCCGGGAACCGCAAUAAUAGACGCAACUUCCGAGGAAAUCGAAACGCGGGUACCAGCAGGAACCAAGCUCAACAAUCCAACGAACAGAGUCUCUACAGCGAUCAAAUGAUGGUAACAGGACCCAUCCCCAUCGCGGCAUUCAUGCGCCAGGUCCUCACCUCCCCGGAAGGCGGCUACUACACGACCAGACCCGCAGGCGACGGAGAGGUAUUCGGCAAGAAAGGCGACUUUGUCACAUCGCCGGAGAUCUCGCAGGUGUUCGGUGAAUUAGUCGGAAUAUGGACUAUUGCGGAAUGGAUGGCGCAGGGACGCAAGAGUAGCGGGGUGCAGUUGAUGGAGGUUGGUCCUGGUAAGGGAACGCUGAUGGAUGACAUGUUGCGUACAUUCAGGAACUUCAAAAGCUUCACCUCCAGCAUUGAAGCCAUCUACCUAGUCGAAGCCAGUCCCACACUAAGGGAAGUCCAAAAGCAACGUCUCUGCGGCGACGCCACGAUGGAGGAAACAGAAAUCGGCCACAAAAGCACCUGCAAAUACUUCAACGUCCCCGUAAUCUGGGUCGAGGACAUCCGACUUCUCCCACACGAAGAAGACAAAACCCCCUUCAUAAUCGCCCACGAAUUCUUCGACGCCCUCCCCAUCCACGCCUUCGAAUCCAUCCCGCCCUCCCCCGAAAACCAGCCCCCGCAGGACACAAUGAUGACGCCCACGGGCCCAACAAAACUCCACAAGCCCCUCAAACCCGCCAACACGCCCCAAUGGCGCGAACUCAUGGUGACGCUGAACCCGAAAGCCAUCGACGAGAACCUCCCCGACGAGCCCGAAUUCAAACUCACCCUCGCCAAAGCCUCAACCCCAUCCUCGCUCGUCAUCCCCGAGAUCUCCCCGCGCUACCGCGCCCUCAAGUCUCAAGCAGGCUCGACCAUCGAAAUCAGCCCGGAAAGCCGCAUCUACGCGUCCGAAUUCGCCCGUCGCAUCGGCGGCGCCUCGCAGCACCCCAGGAAUGCAUCUGCGCAGCCGGCACCAGCCAAGCGCAUCCCCUCCGGCGCCGCCCUGAUCAUGGACUACGGCACCAUGGAUACCAUCCCUGUGAACUCUCUGCGGGGCAUCCAGCAUCACCGCAAGGUUCCGCCGCUGUCGGCGCCGGGGCAGGUGGAUGUGAGUGCUGAUGUGGAUUUCACGGCGUUGGCGGAGGCGGCGAUCGAAGGGAGCGAGGGGGUGGAGGUUCAUGGACCUGUGGAGCAGGGAGAUUUCCUGCAGACGAUGGGCAUUGCGGAGCGCAUGCAGCAGCUGCUUAAGCAUGAGAAGGACGAGGAGAGGAGGAAAACAUUAGAAACUGGAUGGCAGCGCUUGGUGGAGAAGGGAGGUGGUGGUAUGGGCAAGAUCUAUAAAUUCAUGGCCAUUGUACCGGAGAAUGAAGGCAAGAGGAGGCCGGUUGGGUUUGGGGGUGGGAUCGAGCUUUAGC
Messenger RNA from Aspergillus pseudonomiae, 2266 nucleotides. RefSeq names its product S-adenosyl-L-methionine-dependent methyltransferase. NCBI's taxonomy places the organism in Eukaryota, Fungi, Ascomycota, Eurotiomycetes, Eurotiales, Aspergillaceae. Gene Ontology annotation, molecular function: nucleic acid binding; protein-arginine omega-N symmetric methyltransferase activity. Gene Ontology annotation, cellular component: mitochondrion. The coding region runs from base 1 to 2265 and encodes 754 amino acids. The record is from RefSeq and is a predicted model, not a curated record. Gene Ontology annotation, biological process: mitochondrial respiratory chain complex I assembly. The transcript is spliced from 7 exons.